This is a messenger RNA of Caenorhabditis briggsae, 711 nucleotides long. The record is from RefSeq and is a predicted model, not a curated record. NCBI's taxonomy places the organism in Eukaryota, Metazoa, Nematoda, Chromadorea, Rhabditida, Rhabditidae. Bases 1 to 711 code for a protein of 236 amino acids. The transcript is spliced from 4 exons.
AUGCCAUCCAAUUUUUCAGAAUCCGAGCCUUAUAAAACAGCGUAUAAAUUCUGGUUCCGCAACCUGCUCACUGUGGCUCUUCCCUUCAUAAUGUGCUUUUACCUGAAUUUUGCAAUUAUGCAUCGUCUCCGUAUCCAACACCUCGGAGCUAAGCUCUUCCGCUUCGCCACGUCAGAACACCGUCAAAAUAUUCGAGCAGCCACGUUGAUGUUGGUAGCUGUCACAUGCUCCUAUCUGGCAUCCAACCUACUGAAUGUGAUCGUUUACACUUGGGAAUUGGUGGAUAAAGAAUCGCUGUUAUCUGAAAACAUCCGUCCAUUGUACACCUUAUCUUCGGACUUGGUAUCUCUGCUUACGGUAGUUGCCAGCGCUUGUCGACUUCCGAUUUAUCUGGUGUGCAAUGCGAGAAUCAGAUGUGAGGUGUUGGAUUAUGUGGACACUUGUGUGUUGACACACUUGAAUAUCAAACCGUAUACGGGUCUCGGCAGUAAACGAUGCCGAGCAACUACAGUACGCUAUUGUGACACUGGCAGCGGUUACAUGAUCUACGAUGCGCCCAACAAGAGAGGCGAGCGAAGGGUGCGAUCAGUGGGUACUGGGCUGGAUCGUGUGGUGCUGUCAGUGGCUAUGGGAAAUAUAAAAGCGUCACAGAGCAGUGCUCAUUUGACUGUUCCACUUAAUAGUAGUGUUAUGAUUAUUCAGGAGGAAUAA